This is a messenger RNA of Physcomitrium patens, 3282 nucleotides long. The record is from RefSeq and is a predicted model, not a curated record. Lineage: Eukaryota; Viridiplantae; Streptophyta; Bryopsida; Funariales; Funariaceae.
CUCCUCCGCAAUGUCAACAACAACAGCGAGACGGGGCCGCAGUCGGUAAGAGUGCGGUAGUCAGAAGGUGUGAUGGAUGGAGGGAUUCCCGGCCCAGAUGUUAAAUCGGGCCCUGGUCGCAUCCUCAAAUGGCACUGCACCCAUCGUCUACUUGGCCACUAGCAAGGGAAUGGGUCUCUCAGUCAGUCGGCAUGUUCAGUGGUGUCUCUUUGUGUCGUUUUCAAGCUCUGGAAAAUACCGCUUGAGUGAGGUUUAAGCCGCACUAGGGAGGGGGAGGAGUUUGAGGGAGGCACGGCGCACACACGAGGGUUGAGUGAUUGCUGAAAGCGAGUUAGUGAAGACAUUAAUCUGUGAAGAGGAGGGUUAUCUGUCUGUCUAUCUAUCUAUCUAUCUAUCUAUCUACGGGUGUGAGAGUGAGAUUGGUUUGGGAGUAGUUUUGAGAGGGAUCGAGGCUCCAUGCCGACGAAGAAAGCGCUCUUGGUUGGAAUCAACUACGAAGGUCAACCGCACCAUGCUCUUCGGGGUUGCUGGAAGGAUGUGGAGCGCAUGGGGGAGUGUUUGGUGAGUCGGUAUGGCUUCCCGAAGGAGAGCAUUUGCACGCUCGUGGACCGGCCGGGGACCAGUCCCGAUUUGAUGCCGACGGGAGAAAUCAUCCGACGGAAGCUGGAAGAACUAACGCGGGAUUUGAAGUGGGGCGAUUGUAUUGUCUUCCAUUUCAGUGGGCAUGGUUUGCAAAUGCCUCCGGAAGGAGAGCCGGAUGAAACGGGCAUGAAGGAGGCCGUAGUGCCUGUGGAUGCGAAUAUGAUAACAGAUGAUGACUUCCGCAUUCUCGUGGACAAAAUCCCGGAUGGAGUGUUCUUCACCUUCAUUGCAGACUGUUGCCACAGUGGAGGCCUAAUAGCUCAUUGUGAACAGCAAGUCGGCUCUGUUCAUACUAAACCUGUUUCGAUCUUGAGCACACUCGGACCGCAGCAAAAAGAAGAAGAAGAAGCUCCUAACUCAAUAGAGAUCGUCAUUGAUGAGGAGAUGAUGAUGCAAAUUCUGGCAACUAUGCUAGGAUCCACUCCCUCUGCAGAUCAGAGUGUGUCUCUUUUGGAAAUACUCGCUGUAAUGCAAACAAAUCAAUCUGUUCCGCAGGAAGUGAGUUUGUUGGAUCUUGUGGCACUAUAUAUAUCUUCACAGCAAGGACAAAAUAUGGAUAUGUCGGAUGUGCUGGAAAGUAUGGUGGGAGCAGAAGAAAUGAAUGCUACUGAUAACCAAAGGGGACUCUUUGUCGCCACUCGCUCUCUGCAUCAAGACAAGCAACUUAAGAAGGACAGAAUACAGAGUAUCUUAGCAAAAACCAAAGCAUACAACAUAGAGCGUUUGCUAAGGGUCAAUGGUGGACACAGAUCCAUGUCAAUGGAAUUCAGGGGUCCGAGUGCGGGCUUCGCAGGACAAUACGAGCACCAAAACUACAACCGCUCUCCCUACGACAACAGCCAACCGGCUGCACCAAGCCAGUUGUCAUCGUUUCUUCUGGGCAGUAAUUACGGCUAUCCACCUCCACCAGGAGCACACCAUUAUCCCAACUCUGACGCACCAUGGCAGCGUCCUUCGUUGCACCACACGGUCAGUGCUCCUGCAGCUUACAACUACCUUCACACAGACACUUCUUACACUAGCUCAGAUAACCCAUUCGGGCCCCACCCAUCAAUGCAGAGGUGGGGAAGUGAUCUCGGUGGAACUUAUGGCGCAGGCCAUGACAGACACAUCGGCCAAAACAUCCAUGGAGAUAUGGCAAUUUAUCCUCCUCCCUGGGCAAAGCAUGCUCCAGAAGACAGAUAUGCAGCUCCGAAUUUUGGGAACAGUCACGAAGGUUUUAGGGGUAGUUACAACGGCAACCUAGAAACUGUGCAACCAGGAGCAUGGCCUUAUGGCGGCGCUAAUUUAGGUCAAUCAAGUGGACGAUACGAUGCUAACCUUGCAACAAGUAAAUAUACAUCGAAGAGAUCGAUGCCUGUUCAUGCAGUUACUCAGAUGCUGAGUGCACGCGCAGGGCACACAGUAGAACCUGGCAAUAUCUGUGCAAAUUUAUACGAUUUGUUCGGUGACAAGUCAAGCGUCACCUGCAAGGAGAUUGUGCAUACUGUCUUCAACGGGCUUAGGAGCAAGGGAGGAUCAAAACGCGAAAUUCUGAAACGCAUCAGCUCCAAGAGCAUCGACUUUCUCAGCGCAAAACUGCACAGCUCCAGCCUCAGAGACAGCAACUACCAACAACAAACUGCGACAAGAGACCUGACAGAUGCAACUCCCGAGAACCUAAGCCACAUCCCGAAACGCCCCGAUCGGUGCAUACUGAUCACCGCGUGCCAAUCUGACGAGACCGCAUCCGAGCACAGAAACGAGAUCCACGGUGCUUUCACCAAGACCUUGCUCGACAUUGUGGACGAACACAAAGGUCCGCUGGACAACCACCGCUUGGUCUACGAGUGCCGCCAACGCCUGGCGAGGAAGCCGUACGGGCAGCACCCGUGCCUUUAUUCCACCCCGGCGCAGGCUCACCACGUCUUCAUCUGCUACUGACUCCCCAUCCCCGACUUCGAACUUUCCCCCUUGCAACAACGCAUGUCGACUCGGCCAGUCUGCGGCGUCGGUGGCGGUACCAACACCCACACCGACAACUCCUGUGUCCACUAAACAUCAGCAUGUGGAUUCUAUCACGCGAAUUUGGACAUGUGGAUGUGUCACCUGGAUUUGGUCACCUGGAUUUGGUCACGUCGGUAUGUCACCUGGAUUUUGUCAUCUCGGUUAUUCUUUAUUACUGUGCCAAGCGCAAUACGAGACCAUAUUUUGGGGAAAUUUAAUGACCAUUUUUUUCGACAAAGGUGUAGUUUGCAAUUAAUUAAGAAGACAGGUAUGUUUUCUGUACUAUUAUAUUUCUAUAAACAGUUAUUUUAUGCAUGUUUUCUGUACUAUUAUGUUAAUUUUUCUUCCUAAAUAAUCAUAUAAUUAGAAACCAUAGUGCUUUACAACAUCAAUGUUGGCUUGCAAUUGAGUCUAUUUUUGCAUCCUUGCACUUUGUUCACAGUUCCAAAUAUCCAUUGCUAUCUUUGUUACAACUUCCACCACAAUCAUGAAACAUAAGAUUACAACAAUUGUAAUUCCUUGUUAAAUUUUAGAAUUGAUUUGUUGUUAUUUAGUGCAUAAGAUACAAUUGUAAUCUCUUGCUAAAUUCUAGAAUUAAUUUGUUGUUAUUUGGCGCACAAGCAAGUGCAAGCAAACCAAGUUUAUAAUCUUCAA